AAAGAGAAGUUAGACAAUCGGGAGCAUUUAGUCAGAACUCGUCCCACAUAUCCCUUCGUAUAAUACGCGCUAGAAAAUGCGUUGCAUUAGAAAGAAAAAAAAAAAAAAAGAGACACCGUCACCAAAACGACUGAACACCUGCAUUUGCGUAAGACGCAAAACUGUAAUUUAUGUAUAAGAAGAAUGAGAAUGCAUCUUCAUUUGACAGAAGCAACAAUAUUUUAAUUUUUUAAACUGAAAGUGGCACAUCCGAAAUGGGUUGUACUCCAAGUCAAACUACAAAAUGCAUAAUUGUGGAACAAACUCAAAGAGCCUCAUCUGAAACAAAACCUGGAACCUUUGUCCUAAAUGAUUCUCCCUUAAAUGACUUAGGAGUAGAAAAAAACUUUUUGGAACAAGAAGACACCGAAUAUGAAGCAGAUAGCUUUUUACAGGAUUCAUUGAAAAGUUCUCAGUCAUCCAACCUUAGUUGGGAUUCUGGAGUCUAUGAACUCGAAGAUUCAAGCAUCAUAACUGAAUAUUCUGACCCGGAAAAGGUUCGAGAAGUAGACAAUGAAUUUAAACAUCAAGAUGAUUUAGAACUGAUAGUUGAAGGAAAAGCUUGCCCAAGGAAGUUAAGUUCUAAGGACCGAGACACAUUACAGCAGACUGCCAUUUUGGAAAUGCUGAGAGAAGAAGGGCUUAUUUGUAGACCCCCAUCUAAAGCAGGUGGGGGUAUAAGAUUCGAGCUUGUGUCAACGAAUUCUCUUCCUCCAACACUACGUAGGCUUCCGCCUUUAAAGUUGCAGAAGAAAUACAAAGAGAAGAAAGAAGAGCUUACUUACGAGGAAAUUCAACAGAAGCUAUUAAACGCGGAAGAUCGAAGAAAGCGAAAAAAUGAGGAGAAACUGAGUAAACUUAGCAAAAAAGAUCGACAGGAAAUUCAAGCAAAAGCUGAACAGGAAGCAGAAAGAAAUCGACAAAAACUCUAUGAAAAGCUGCAGACUAAAACGCAGAGUAGGGAGAAACAUCUAAAUGAACUUCAAGAACGACUAAAAGCUCGUGACGAACACGCAAGAAACGUUAGGAAAAGGAAACAGGUGUUAGCAAAUAAGUUUAAUUACAUAAUGCCUGUAUAAAAUGUUAAAUAAAGGAAUAAUGUUUGUAAAAAUUAAUAAUAAUUAAUGAAAUCUGUGUAAUUAAAAACUUGAUUUUUA
Messenger RNA from Stegodyphus dumicola, 1196 nucleotides. RefSeq lists its product as uncharacterized. NCBI's taxonomy places the organism in Eukaryota, Metazoa, Arthropoda, Arachnida, Araneae, Eresidae. The record is from RefSeq and is a predicted model, not a curated record.